Glycine soja is the source of this 1917-nucleotide messenger RNA. Its product is annotated as dihydrolipoyllysine-residue succinyltransferase component of 2-oxoglutarate dehydrogenase complex 2, mitochondrial-like. Gene Ontology annotation, molecular function: dihydrolipoyllysine-residue succinyltransferase activity. The transcript is spliced from 15 exons. Gene Ontology annotation, cellular component: oxoglutarate dehydrogenase complex. Lineage: Eukaryota; Viridiplantae; Streptophyta; Magnoliopsida; Fabales; Fabaceae. Bases 209 to 1603 code for a protein of 464 amino acids. The record is from RefSeq and is a predicted model, not a curated record. Gene Ontology annotation, biological process: tricarboxylic acid cycle.
GAAGACAGUAACGAAAAGAUAGGGAAAUUAGACAUAAGAAAUGCGAUUAUAGAGAGCGAAUAGAAUAUUGUUCUUCAGAACUCUGUAGGCGGAUCUCCUUUAGUCCUUUGUCUCCGUUCCGUCGUCAACCCUACCUUUGGAUCUGCGUUUGGCCUUCAGGUUUUGAAGUCCGAAGGACGAAGAAGAAGAGAUUCCUGACAGCGUAAUCAUGUUUGGUGUCGUAAGGCGAAGGGUUGCUUCUGGCAGCCCGUCUCCUUGGUUGCUAGGUCAGUCAGCUCAGAAAAUCCGGUCUGGCCCAUCAGUUUCUGCUAGAGCUUCUUCCAUUGUGGAAAAAGAGAUUGUAUUUCGUUCAGGCGGAUGUGGAUUUGUCCAGAACUUCAGUCAUAUAACUCCUGGAAGCUGGAUUAAUUCAAAGCCUAUGAGGGUGGUCAUUCAUCCAGAGGCAACUGUUCGAACUUGGGGGCGUCUAUUUUCUUCAGAAAGUGGAGACACGGUUGAUGUUGUGGUUCCUCCUUUGGCUGAAUCUAUCUCUGAUGGAACUCUGGCACAAUUUUUGAAGAGGCCUGGUGACAGGGUUAAUGCUGACGAGCCUAUUGCUCAAAUUGAAACAGAUAAGGUGACAAUUGAUGUUUCAAGUCCUGAGUCAGGCGUGAUUCUAAAGCUUCUAGCCAACGAAGGUGAUACUGUUGAGCCAGGUAACAAGAUAGCAAUCAUUUCAAGGUCUGCUGAUGCAACUCACGUUGCCCCAUCUGAGACUAUAUCUGAGAAAGCUGCUCCUCAGCCAACCCAAAAGGUUAGCGAGGAGAAGAAAGCCCCGAAAGUUGAAACUGCUCCUGCUAAAGAGAAGCCCAAAACACCUCCUGCCACUCUGAAGUCUCCCACUGAGCCCCAGCUUCCUCCUAAAGAAAGAGAAAGACGAGUUCCUAUGACAAGGCUUCGGAAACGAGUUGCUACACGGCUGAAAGAUUCCCAAAACACAUUUGCUAUGCUGACUACCUUCAAUGAAGUUGAUAUGACUAAUUUGAUGAAGCUCCGUUCUGAUUAUAAGGAUGCUUUUGUUGAAAAGCAUGGAGUCAAAUUGGGGCUUAUGUCUGGCUUUGUCAAAGCUGCUGUCAAUGCACUCCAACAUCAGCCGAUUGUCAAUGCAGUCAUUGAUGGUGAUGAUAUUAUAUACAGAGAUUAUAUAGAUAUCAGCAUAGCUGUUGGUACUCCAAAGGGCCUUGUUGUACCGGUUAUCCGCAAUGCUGAUACCAUGAACUUUGCUGAUAUAGAAAAGCAGAUUAAUACUUUUGCAAAGAAGGCAAAUGAUGGAUCUUUAUCAAUUGAUGAGAUGGCUGGAGGCACUCUUACAAUAUCCAAUGGUGGUGUUUAUGGAAGCCUUUUGAGUACCCCUAUUAUCAACCCUCCUCAGUCUGCAAUCUUGGGUAUGCAUUCCAUAGUGAGCCGUCCAACGGUUGUUGGAGGAAAUAUUGUCCCAAGACCAAUGAUGUACGUGGCUCUAACAUAUGACCACAGAAUUAUUGAUGGAAGAGAGGCCGUGUUCUUUCUGCGACGCAUCAAAGAUAUUGUGGAGGAUCCUCGCAGGCUUCUGCUUGACAUAUGAAGUGAACCUCUAAUUUUAAAUGGAGUAAAUUAAACCUCAAAAUUCAAAUACCAUAAUGGGUACCCUUUGGUUUGGAUUUUGAAUUGCGGCUGUCCGUAAUUUAUAAUCUGUAAUGAGCAAACUCUUUAGGAUCAUAUCCCAAUUUCCGUUCGAUAUUAAUUCAGCAUGUUUGUGUUUUUUCUACCCGCUAUUCCUCUCAUUUAAUAUGAAGAGGGUCACAGUUUUUGGCUACAAAAUUGUUGUAUGAAACGACUAUGAACUAUACUGUAGGGAUUGCCCCCGAAGUAAUAAUGCGAUCUCUUUUCAUAGCAUUA